This is a messenger RNA of Blepharisma stoltei, 363 nucleotides long. The record is from the annotation of a GenBank genome assembly. Lineage: Eukaryota; Ciliophora; Heterotrichea; Heterotrichida; Blepharismidae.
AUGAGUCACAGCCUGAACAGUAUCUUGAACAACUACCUGAAGCACAGCCUGAGCAGCAACUUGAGCAGCAACUUGAGCAGCAUCCUGAGCAGCAACUUGACCAGAAACUUGACCAGCAACUUGACCAGCAACUUGAGCAGCAAUUUGAGCAGCAAUUUGAACAGCUACAUAAACUACAUCAUGAACAACACCAUGAAAAUCUAUGUGAUGUACAGCCUGAGCGGCAACUUGAACUACGCACUGAGUGGCAACUUGUAUCACAGUCAGAGAGGCAACCUGAACUGCAACAUGUACAGCUAUCUGAAGAGCAUCUUGAACAACAACCUGCACAGCAAACUGGACAACAUGGUCAAACAAAAGUAG